AUGGUGCAGAUUGUCAUUUCCAGUACAGGUGCUGGAAGCUUGGCACAGUGGGUGCUGGUGGAGCUGCAGGGUGAGAUUGAGCCCCGGCAGAGUGGUGAGCUGGCAGGGAGCCUGCUGGGAGACCUGCAUUACACCCAUGAGGGUGUCCCUGUGCUCAUCGUGGGCCACCACAUCCUCUACGGGAAGAUGGUGCAGCUAGAGAAGCCUUUUGCUGUCCUGGUGAAGCAGGGAGCUGGUGAGCCUGGCACCAAUCCCAGCUCCACAGAGCCACACACCUGCUACAGCGUCACUGCCCUCAUCAAAACCAAACUCCUCUUCAAAACCCGCCCCAAGCCCAUCAUCACCAACAUCCCCAAGAAGGUGUGA
Molecule: messenger RNA, 366 nt
Organism: Indicator indicator
Lineage: Eukaryota; Metazoa; Chordata; Aves; Piciformes; Indicatoridae
Gene: CHTF8
Product: chromosome transmission fidelity factor 8
Exons: 3
Coding region: 1-366 (121 amino acids)
Biological process (GO): mitotic sister chromatid cohesion
Cellular component (GO): Ctf18 RFC-like complex
Source: RefSeq, a predicted model, not a curated record